GCGCGAUGAAUCGGGUCUGUUCUUUGAGGCAUUCGGUUUCCCGCUAGUUGUGUUGCUCGUUUUUCCAUCAUGAACUGCCUUGCCGUCCCCAAUAUUACCCCCGGCUCCCCCAGCAAGAUUCGGGGGCAGAUCCAGGUGAUAUUCGGCCCGAUGUUUUCCGGCAAAAGCACUGAGCUGAUGCGGAGGGUCAGGCGCUUUCAGAUCGCGCAGUACAAAUGCCUCGUGAUAAAAUACGCCAAAGAUACGCGUUACAGCAAAGAGCAUCUGGCCACCCACGACCGGAACACGAUGGCUGCCGUGUCCGCCUGCACCCUGGCAGACGUGGUUCCCGAAGCGCUGAGCUGCAGUGUGAUCGGGAUCGACGAGGGGCAGUUUUUCCCCGACGUCGUGGACUUCUGUGAAGAAAUGGCCAAUCGGGGGAAAACGGUGAUAGUGGCGGCUCUUGAUGGCACGUUCCAGAGAAAGGCUUUUGGUGACAUCUUGAAUUUGGUGCCGCUGGCGGAGAGCGUGGUGAAGCUGAACGCCGUGUGCAUGGAGUGUUACCGCGAGGCUUCCUACACCAAGAGAUUGGGGGCAGAGAAAGAGGUGGAGGUGAUCGGAGGAGCCGAUAUGUAUCACUCGGUUUGCAGGCAGUGCUUUUUCCGGACGCCGGUACCCGCUGGAGGGAAAGAGAACCAAGCCGUGCGCGGCGCCAUGGACACAACCCCCUGUCCGACGAACCCAAAACCGGCCAAAUCCAUCGCCCCGAGGAAGCCUUUCGUCCUGCUCCAGAGGUCAUAGGUUACCGGCUCCAUGUAUUUACACCUUAUUUAUUUACCUGCUUCUUUUAACGCUCGUGCUUUCUGUAUAAUGUAUUUUUAACGAUUGGAGCGGGGCUUCCGCGGUGUGUAAUGAAAUCAGACGCUGCCGGUUUUAGUGCUCGGCCUGUUACGGACAUCGGCCUGUCUCCGCUGGGUGAGGGUCAGCAAGAUGUUUUUUUGUAUAGGUCUUUUUAAUGUAUUUUUAUAUUUUUAAACAAAAAAUCCUACUCUUCCUGUACAAGAUGUUGUAUAAUUUGUGAGGAUUCAUGAAAUAUAUGGCAAAAACUAAGAA
Spea bombifrons (plains spadefoot toad) is the source of this 1092-nucleotide messenger RNA. RefSeq names its product thymidine kinase 1 (gene TK1). Bases 70 to 780 code for a protein of 236 amino acids. Lineage: Eukaryota; Metazoa; Chordata; Amphibia; Anura; Pelobatidae. The record is from RefSeq and is a predicted model, not a curated record. Gene Ontology annotation, biological process: thymidine metabolic process. The transcript is spliced from 7 exons. Gene Ontology annotation, molecular function: thymidine kinase activity; ATP binding.